AUGUUUUUGUACGCGUUUAUAAUUACGUUUUUGGCCAUUGCAUUGACUGCUCUAUACCAUCGCUACAAUAGAACUACAAGAUUAAUUAACAAAAUUCCUGGUCCAGCGGGAUGGCCGAUAAUUGGAAAUUCUCUCAAAUACGCGUUGCCAUCAGACAAACUGUUUGCGUACCAGAGAUAUUUACCGAAGAAAUAUGGCGAAUUGAGUCAAAUUCAUGGAUUGGACAUUCGAAUAGUCAACGUAACCAACCCAAACGACAUUGAAAAAAUACUUUCCUCAACUGAAUAUAACUAUAAAGAACAUCCAUAUACAUACUUAACCAAAUGGCUUAGACAAGGAUUACUAAUCAGCAAUGGAAAUAAAUGGUUUCAACGCAGAAGAAUGCUGACGAAAACAUUUCAUUUUAAUAUUUUGAAAAAAUUUACGAAGUCAUUUAUAGAAGAGUCGGAAGAGUUUAUGAAGCUUAUAGAGAAAGAAGUUGGAAAAGAACAGACGGAUGUAUUAGAGAUGAUUAGCAAUGCGACACUACGCAUUUUAUGUGAUACAGCAAUGGGAUUUUCUGACCACGAUAAUAUGCAAUCUUCUAUAGACUCAUAUUUGGAUGGCCUACGCGUUAUAGGUCAAUGUAUAGGCAACAGAUUGGCAAAAGGUCACGAUACAACUGCUGUAGCAAUGACUUUUAUGGUGAUGACCCUGGCAAAUGAACCAGAGAUACAAGAUAAAAUUUAUGCAGAAAUGCAGCAGAUUUUUGGCGAUUCUGAUCGUUCACCCACGUCGCAGGAUUUGAGCGAUAUGAAGUACUUGGAAUGUUGUAUUAAGGAAUCGAUGCGUCUGUAUCCUAGUGCACCGUUGAUAAUGAGAUAUUUGACUAAAGAUACGGUUUUAAGUGGCUACACUAUUCCUGCUCAAACUACAUGCUGCAUUUGUAUAUAUGAUGUGCAUCGUCGUGACGAUUCAUUUCCUGAACCAGAACGUUUUAUUCCAGAAAGAUUCUUACCAGAAAAUAUCAGUACAAGACAUCCAUUCUCCUAUAUACCGUUUAGUGCCGGGUAUCGAAACUGUAUAGGUCAAAAAUUUGCUCUGUUGGAGAUGAAAGUUAUGAUGUCAGGACUAAUUCGUAAAUUUCGAUUGGAACCUGUAACAAAAACAUCAGAUUUGAUCUUUAUAACCGAUUUAGUGUUACGUACUGAAAGUCCCGUUUAUGUCAAAUUUUCUUCAAGGAAG
Brenthis ino (lesser marbled fritillary) is the source of this 1224-nucleotide messenger RNA. The record is from the annotation of a GenBank genome assembly. NCBI's taxonomy places the organism in Eukaryota, Metazoa, Arthropoda, Insecta, Lepidoptera, Nymphalidae.